GAGCGUUCCUGUUAAGAGUGUUCCCGUACAGACAUGACCACACAGUACGGUAUUCUCUUCAAGCAAGAACAAGCUCAUGAUGAUGCCAUUUGGUCAGUUGCCUGGGGAAAAAAUAAAAAAGAUGGUUCUGAAACAGUGAUCUCUGGUUCUUUGGAUGAUCUAGUUAAGGUCUGGAAGUGGAAUGAUGAAAAAUUGGAUCUACAGUGGACUCUGGAGGGUCACCAGCUGGGCGUGGUAUCUGUGGAUAUCAGCCACACAGGCUCCAUUGCAGCAUCCAGCUCCCUAGAUGCCCAUAUUCGCCUUUGGGAUUUAGAAACUGGCAAACAAAUCAAGUCAAUAGAUGCUGGCCCUGUUGAUGCUUGGUCCCUAGCUUUUUCACCUGAUUCCCAGUACCUUGCAACAGGAAGUCAUGUGGGAAAAGUAAAUAUUUUUGGAGUUGAAACUGGAAAAAAAGAAUAUUCUCUGGACACCAGAGGAAAGUUCAUCCUUAGCAUUGCAUAUAGUCCAGAUGGAAAAUACUUAGCCAGUGGAGCAAUAGAUGGCAUUAUCAAUAUUUUUGAUAUUGCAACUGGAAAACUUCUGCAUACGCUAGAAGGUCACGCAAUGCCUAUUCGUUCACUGACAUUUUCUCCAGAUUCUCAGUUACUCGUAACUGCUUCAGAUGAUGGCUAUAUCAAAAUCUACGAUGUGCAACACGCAAACUUGGCUGGCACAUUAAGUGGUCAUGGAUCCUGGGUAUUAAAUGUAGCUUUUUGUCCCGAUGAUACCCAUUUUGUUUCCAGUUCAUCUGAUAAAAGUGUGAAAGUUUGGGAUGCUGGAACAAGAACCUGUGUUCACACUUUCUUUGACCACCAAGAUCAGGUUUGGGGAGUGCAAUACAAUGAAAGUGGGUCCAAAAUCGUAUCUGUUGGAGAUGACCAAGAAAUUCAUAUUUAUGACUGUCCAGUUUAAAUGUCUUGACUCAGACCCUUUGGUUAACUCUUCUGGCAGUUUUUAGGACUACUACUUGUCCUUCUAUGUAAUUUUUUAAUAUGAUAAAAGCAUUUUAGUAAUGCUGAUCUGCAAAAUAAGGUAUGUUUAUAUAUAACUUUCAUUUUGUUUAGCAUGAGAAAAAGCUUUACUUUUUUAAAAAUAAAAGCUACAUAUGCAA
Antrostomus carolinensis (chuck-will's-widow) is the source of this 1150-nucleotide messenger RNA. It is a transcript of the gene SKIC8, whose product is annotated as SKI8 subunit of superkiller complex. The transcript has 10 exons. Gene Ontology annotation, molecular function: protein binding. NCBI's taxonomy places the organism in Eukaryota, Metazoa, Chordata, Aves, Caprimulgiformes, Caprimulgidae. The record is from RefSeq and is a predicted model, not a curated record. Gene Ontology annotation, cellular component: Cdc73/Paf1 complex. The coding region runs from base 34 to 951 and encodes 305 amino acids.